AUGUCUGCUGAGUUAAAAGCCAUGGAAACACCAAAACCUAGUUAUGACCAAGAAUGGGUCAUACAGAUAAGUCGAGCCCUAGAAGAAGACCUAGAAGACAACGCUGAAGGGGUUCCUGUUAGAAUCUUCAGCGUACCCAAAACCCUAAUCUCUUUCAAACCAGAAGCAUACAUUCCACAGCUAAUAGCCCUUGGCCCAUACCAUCGCAAGCGGCUUGAACUCUUCGAGAUGGAGCACUACAAGCUCACUUCUGCUAAGAGAGUGCAAAAGAACCUCCAACUCACCAGAUUUUGCCACUUGGUCAACCAUAUUGCGGAAAGUGAUAGCACUCUCCGCGCUUUCUACCACCGCUUCUUGGAGUUCGACCGGGAAACACUCGCAUGGAUAUUUGCCAUCGAUGCUUCCUUCUUGUUGGAGUAUCUCCAAACCUACUCCGCCAAAACGGAAGGCUCGCUUAUGCGAAUUUCUUCUAAGAUGGCAUAUCUGAUCGACUACACACGGAGGAAAACGGCACACCAUGCAAUCCUCAGGGAUAUUAUCAUGCUAGAAAACCAAAUCCCUCUCUUUUUGCUCAGAGAAGUCCAUAGUUUUAAUGAUCAACAGCAUGAAGAUCAUGACCAAGUAUUAGCCACAAUGCUAAUGGGUUUUUGCAAAGACUUAUCACCCAUCAAGCAUAGUAAUUACCAACAUUUUAGAGAAGAAUGUUUCGGGAGAGCUCAUUUGCUAGAACUUCUCUACGACAUGGUUGCGCCAAAACUGCAACUUGCACCUGAUUGUGAGCAGCAGAAGCCGAAAGAGGAAGAAGAGAUUGGCUGGUUUAGAAAAGCCUUGAAGUCAUUCUUCACAGUACUAAUUUGUAUUAACUUGGCCCCGCUCCGCCUUCUCAGUAAAAUUUGCAAAUCAAAAGCAAUCAAGCUUCUGAUUAAACUACCAUUUACAAUCCUCUCGUGUGUUUUGCGUCCUGGACACAAGGUUGAUAUAAACAGUCUCAUAUCGUCCGCUGAGAAUGUGGCGGAAGAGGUGGACUGCGCAUCUCAGAAGACUAAAGACAAAUUAAGUCCUUUGGUCGAAGAGAUUGCAAUCCCAAGCGUGUCACAGCUUCAUAAAGUUGGUGUCAAAUUUCGUCCAACAAAGGGUGGAUUGGAAUCCAUAAAUUUCGACAAGCGUUGCGGUAAAUUUUACCUUCCCGUAAUUCAUUUGGAUGAUAACUCGGAAGUUGUGCUAAGGAACCUGGUGGCCUAUGAAGCAUGUAUUGCACCGGAGGUGAUGGCUUUUACUCGUUUCACGGAAUUGAUGACUGGAAUAAUUGAUAGUGAGGAGGAUGUGAGGAUUCUUCGAGAGGCGGGGAUCAUCUUGAACCGCCUCAAAAGCGAUGAAGAAGUGGCAACGCUCUGUAAUGGCAUGACGAAGUCUGUGAGGGUAACGAAAGUUCCCAUUCUAGACAAGGCCAUCGAAGGUGCAAAUACUUAUUAUUCGGGGAGUUGGAAGGUCAGGAUGAACGUGGCCAUGAAGAAGUACGUCUUUGGUUCAUGGCCAUGUCUUACGUUUCUAGCAGCGAACAUUCUGAUAUUGAUGUCUAUUCUGCAGGCUGCUUGCACGAUGUACAAUUGCUCCAAAAUUUUCAAGGCUCUAUGA
Messenger RNA from Alnus glutinosa, 1635 nucleotides. Its product is annotated as putative UPF0481 protein At3g02645. The coding region runs from base 1 to 1635 and encodes 544 amino acids. Lineage: Eukaryota; Viridiplantae; Streptophyta; Magnoliopsida; Fagales; Betulaceae. The record is from RefSeq and is a predicted model, not a curated record. The transcript has a single exon.